GAGCGGCGCUCUGCAGCGGGCGGUGUCAGCAGAAGAAAACGGGCCGGAGCAGCGGAGACAGGCGGACUCAGGGAUCGUUUCACUCGGGUGAUUGUACUGACUUGCACCAGCGGUCCUCAGGUGUCAGUAUGUCGAAAACCGUCAGUGCUGAGGAGAUUGAGGAGAUCAGGGAGGGCUUCCAGAAAGUGGAUGUGGAUGGUAAUGGCUACAUCUGCGCCUCUGAACUCGGGAAUCUCUUCCAAGAGGUGGGCUGUUCUUUGCCUGGAUACCAGAUCAGAGAACUGCUUCAGAGGCUGGACCGAAACAAAGACAGUCACAUCAGUUUUGAAGAGUUCACGGCUAUUUUCCAGGAACUGAAGGAUGACCGCAUGGCCCAGGGUUUCAGGAAAGCGCUCAACAAGAAAGAAGGCAUCGUCGCCAUCGGGGGCACCAGCGAGAGCUCUAGUGAAGGAACUCAACACUCAAUCUCUGAGCAGGAGCGCUUUGCCUUCGCCAACUAUAUCAACUCCUCUAUGGAGAAGGAUCCAGACUGUGCACAUGUUCUGCCCAUCAACCCCAGCACUGAAGCUCUGUUUAAAGCAGUGUCAGACGGCAUCCUGAUCUGUAAACUCAUCAACCUCUCUGUUCCUGACACCAUCGAUGAGAGAACCAUCAACAAAAAGAAGCUCACUCCUUUCACCACACAGGAGAAUCUGAACUUGGCCUUGAAUUCAGCGUCUGCCAUCGGCUGCCAGGUCGUCAAUAUCGGAGCUCAGGAUCUGAAGGAGGGUAAACCUCACCUGGUGCUCGGGCUCCUCUGGCAGAUUAUCAAGAUCGGACUGUUUGCUGAUAUAGAGCUGAGCCGCAAUGAAGCUAUCGCAGCCUUGCUGGAGGAAGGGGAGACUCUGGAGGAGCUGAUGAAACUCAGUCCUGAAGAGCUGCUGCUGCGCUGGGCCAAUUUCCACCUAAAGAAAGUUGGCAUGUCCAUAUCCAACUUUUCUGGAGACAUUAAGGACUCCAAAGCGUAUUUCCACCUGCUUGAGCAGAUCGCUCCAGACGGCAGCAAAGAGGACGCUCCGCGAAUCGAGGUCGAUAUGACUGGUGUCUAUGAGAAGGAUCUCAUGAAGAGAGCAGAGUGUAUGCUCCUACAGGCCGACCGCCUCGGCUGCCGACAGUUUGUGACGGCUACAGAUGUCGUGUGUGGCAACGCCAAGCUCAACAUGGCCUUCGUAGCCACGCUCUUCAACAAACACCCAGCUCUCACCAAACCAGAGAACCAGGACUGGCAUCUGGAGAGUGAGAGCAGAGAGGAGAAAACCUUCAGGAACUGGAUGAACUCUCUCGGAGUCAGUCCUCAUGUUCACCAUAUCUACGGUGAUCUGCAGGAUGCCAUGGUGAUCCUCCAGCUUUAUGAAAGGAUUAAAGUGCCUGUGGACUGGGACCACAGAGUCAACCACCCUCCAUUCAAAGUAAUAGGAGGAGGACAUUUAAAAAAGAUAGAAAACUGUAACUAUGCUGUGGAGCUGGGGAAGAACAAAGCAGGAUUCUCUCUGGUGGGAAUCGGGGGACAGGACCUCUAUGAUGGAAAUGAGACUCUAACUCUGGCACUGGUCUGGCAGCUGAUGAGGAGGUACACUUUGAAUGUUCUUGAAGACCUUGGACAUGGAGAAGUUGCAGGAGAUGAUUUGAUAGUUUCAUGGGUCAAUAAGACGUUGGCUGAGGCUGGAAAGAGUUCAUCCAUCAAAAGCUUUAAGGACAAAUCAAUUGGCACCAGUCUUCCAGUUCUGGACAUCAUUGAUGCCAUCCAGCCAAACAGUGUGAACUAUGAGCUGGUGAAAACGGGAACACUGUCGGACGAAGACAAACUGGACAACGCCAAGUAUGCAGUUUCCAUGGCGAGGAAGAUUGGAGCGAAGGUCUACGCCCUGCCUGUAGAGUUGGUGGAGAUCAACCCCAAGAUGGUGAUGACCAUCUUCGCCUGCCUGAUGGGAAGAGGCAUGAAGAGGGCAUAAAAGACACACACACACACACACACACACACACACACACACACACACACCGCACACACGCACACACGACACACACACACGCUGACCGUUUGCCCGUUUGAAUGAAUGAGACCUGAAGAGAGGGAACACAGAUAUAUAGUCUUGUUCUUUUAAGUGAUUACGCUGCAUUAGCCAAAAAGGAAGAGACACUCUAUUCAUCCGUCAUAACACAGAAAUAGACAUUUGUGUACAUUGUGUACAUUGGUUCAAAGGGAAUGGGAAUUUUUCUUGAAGGAGACAUAUUAUGCUCAUUCAGUCAUCAAUCUGACUGCAGCAUCUGUUCAGCCUCUGUGUGACACUUGGUUUUAGCUCCUCUAAUUGGUCAGCUGGUCCUCUCUGUUGUGAUUGGUCAACCAAUUCCAGCCUCUGUUAAUUGGCUUCUGUCCUUGCUUUACCUGGCUUUGUUAGGAUGGCGUGCCAGACUAGCCGCCGCCUUAUACUUCCCGGGCAUCAUGAUGUCACAUGACCCCUCAGACUCCUGACGAGUGUUUUCUGUGGGGGAGAGGAGCUCCCUUUACCACUGACCUUGGGCUUUUAACUUUUACACACACAAAAAAAAUCUAGAGGAAAAAUGGAAAAAGCACAACAUGUCUACUUUGAUGGUCAGACACUUUGCAGUAAUGUGGUACUUCUGUAAAGUCCAAAGGAAAAAUAUUUGGGGAUUUGGGGUCAUUAUUUCUAGAUCUCAGUUUUCUUUUUGGGCAGCAGAGUCACAAAAUGCUUGUUGAUAUGAAUAUAAGAGUGAAUGUGUUUCUUCAAAUGUAAAAGCUGAUACAUGGGAAACAUUUAGAAACAAUGAUCAGUCAACAUCUCUCUGCCCUGUUGAAAGUAACAAUUCAAGGUAGUCAUGUGUCUGGUUUCUUCCCGAUUGGAUUCCUUCAUUUUCCAUCACACUUGAGAGUUAGGUGCCAGCUAGUUCACAGUAUGAGCAGUUAUUGUACUUAAGCCAUAAUAUUCUUCACUCAAUACCUUUUGGCCUUUUUUAUAUAUGACCGAAGCUGUGCUACAAUACAGACUUUCUACUAAAGACAACAGCAUCAUGGUUUUUUAUUUACAUUUUAAUGUUCAUUACCUUUUCCAUUAAUACUGAAGUAAUCAAAGUAUUGAGUGAAUGAUUAGAUAGAGUAAUGGAUGUAAUAUAUUUGUACUUUCAAGCCAUUUAAAUUAUCUUCUUUAAGGGAAUUUAAUGGGGUUAAGAAAUAUAUAUAAUUUAUCAAAUAACAUGAAAAUCUUCCCUUAACUUGAAUCUCAUUAAGGAUCUUAGUUUCAUGCUGUGUUUUUUUAACCCUUAAAGGUUAUGACAGUGUAUCAUGUAAUAAUCCAAUUAAAACUUAUGAAUAUAAUAGUAUAAUAGUUAAUACAAUAGUAUCCAUUAAUUGACCCCAAAUAUGGAAUGCAUAUCUAAAUUUUAAGGUUAAAUUUAAGUAAGAGAAAAUCCUGUAAUUUAUUACAAUAUAAUAAAGUAUCCAGAAUUUAACCAGAAAUGUGGGUUUAAAAUAGCAGAAUAGAAUCCCUCACAAUGUCAUGCAGUUGAAAAUACUUUAGAACACAAACCAAACCCAACCUUCAACUAAAGGGGAUAAGUGCUCAUUGCUCCUAUUUAAAAAAACAAAUAACUGAAUUUGUUUUGUUGGUCUAUGCAAUUUUUGUUCUUCUUAGAAUUAACACGUCAAAGCUGCUACUACUUAUAACUGAGGAAAAAAAAGAUGUCACCUCUCGUCAGUGUCCUUCCCUCUCAUUUGUGAAAAUGUUGCCUGGAGAUAAUUCCCAGGCUAUUCAUACAGGGACAUGUGAAUUAAAUGAUUCCACUGUCACUGAUUUAAAUAUGAGUUCACUUAUAAAAGCAAAAUCCAAAGACAGAUUUCUUGUCCUGUUUAAAUCAUUUUACAUUUUGUUUAAAUGCUGCAGCUGUAUGUAUGGAUGUGUUGUGAUCAGGUUUGUUGCUGCUGAUGAUUACAUUCCACAGUCAUCAUGUUUUAUUCAAAAUGUUUCUCACUUAAGCAGUUUCCACUCAGCGGUUUAUUCUUACGGGUCAUUUGGAUUUUCACUGUAGGCAAAAGCAAUUGCUUUACAUCCUUGCAAUACUUACAUUCAGUGUGUCCAAUCAGAUCAAUUAUGUUUAAUAAAUGCAUUUUUCCGUAAA
Hippoglossus stenolepis (Pacific halibut) is the source of this 4170-nucleotide messenger RNA. RefSeq names its product plastin-3. The record is from RefSeq and is a predicted model, not a curated record. Gene Ontology annotation, biological process: actin filament bundle assembly; actin filament network formation. The coding region runs from base 129 to 1991 and encodes 620 amino acids. Gene Ontology annotation, molecular function: calcium ion binding; actin filament binding. NCBI's taxonomy places the organism in Eukaryota, Metazoa, Chordata, Actinopteri, Pleuronectiformes, Pleuronectidae. Gene Ontology annotation, cellular component: actin filament; cytoplasm; actin filament bundle. The transcript is spliced from 16 exons.